GGCCAUUUGCUGACUGUCACUCAUUGCUGGAAAUAAAUGGAAGGGAACACUCACUCUACCACGAGGCAACUGGGGAUUCCUUUUGGUGUGAAGUGGGAUUUUUGAUCUUCUUUCUUGGACUUUGCAGAGUGAAUUUUCAUCAGGAUACUUUUUUUUUUUUAAACCAAAAAACUCUGAGGCCAAAUUAUUCUUGCAUGAAAUGACAAGCUGAUCCAACUUAGUAACAGGAUGCAGGUGGGAUUCUGUGGGUUUUAAACCAUUCCACUGCAUGUUGGGGAGCUCAGGUCAACCCCCACCUCCUGCUACGAAUCAGUAGAAGUAGCUAAGACUGGGACAUGAACAAACUGCACACUUCAAUCAGGCGUUGGAUCAGGUGCAACCUCAAUAUAUGUGCCGUGUUUUUUUCCUUUCUUUCUUUUUCCUCCAAUCUGGUAACUCAUUCACAAACAGAAAAGUAGCUUGAUUGCAGAGAAUUCCUGCUUACCGGUGACAGGAUUUCCAUCUCAGUGUGACAGGGAGGGGAGCUUGCAGUCAUCUGGUCGCUGGGGAAAAGAUGCCAGCCAUUCUAGUGGCCUCAAAUAUGAAGUCGGGACUCCCCAAACCCAAACCUGUGCACAGUGCCCUACCUAUCCCCCAGACCCCCAGCAGGACGUCACCUCUAGCUCUACCUCCGGCACCUCUCAAGACGCACAUUCCCUCAUUGGGCCAGCAGGUGGGCUCAAGACCCCCAAGAAACAACGCAGCAGAGUCAGAGGUUGGCAGAAACACUCAGAUUUACACGGACUGGGCCAACCACUACCUCGCCAAGUCAGGACACAAGCGUCUGAUCAAGGACCUGCAAACAGACGUCACGGACGGAGUGCUGCUGGCUGAGAUCAUACAGGUCGUAGCCAAUGAGAAGAUUGGUGAUAUCAAUGGAUGUCCCAAGAGCCGUUCUCAGAUGAUUGAGAACAUAGAUACCUGCCUCAGUUUCCUGGCAGCUAAAGGAGUCAACAUCCAGGGUCUGUCUGCAGAAGAGAUUCGGAAUGGCAAUCUGAAAGCCAUCCUUGGCCUCUUCUUCAGCUUGUCCCGCUACAAACAGCAGGCCCAGCGGCAAAACUCCCAGCCCACCCUCCCACUUGCUGCCCAGUCCCAGAGCACACACCCUCCACUGAGUCAGCAGAUCAGCGCCCCGGCCCAGCUCAGCCACUCUCUGCAUGGGACUCCUGCCAUCACAUCCCAGAAAGCAGCGCAGGCCGAGAUGCAGUCCAGGGAUGGGUGUCAAAGUAAACUACUCAAGUUUUCCCUUGGUCAGAAAAAGACCUCUAGACUUCCUGGCCCCACAACAAGGGUGUCCACUGCUGGCAGUGACAUCCCACCGAGAGGGUCGGUCAGUGCUGCUGGGAACAGACGGAGCCAGGGCUUCAGUGACAAAACCAAAGCCAACUCACACCUGAACAAAGAUUCCUCAGAGGGCCUGACCUCACAACCUUUGGUGAUGACUGAGCUUGCUCCAUCAUCUGCAGUGUCUGUCAGCUCCUCCACCAGCAUCCCUGCCACUACCUCUACCCUGAUUCCUCCCUUGUCCUCAUCCUCCUCUUCCACAGCUAUUCCCCAGCCCAACAGCAAGCCCUGGAGGGGCAAGUCAGCAAGCUCCAAGCACACCUCUUCUAAUUCCUCCGCCUCGACGAGCCCCCCCUCAUCUGCCAUGCAGUCUGUCAAGCAGGAGAAGGACACUUCCUGUAAGACUGCUCUGACAAAUGAAGCUCCUCCUAAGGUAGUAACUCAAAAGUCAAUGCUGGAGAAGCUUAAACUCUUCAACAGUAAAGGAGGCUCCAAGUCGUCCUCCAUCUCUUCCUCCAAUGGGGUAGGGCCCCAGACUGAUAAUGCUGCACCAACCAGGCAGCUUGGAGCGGGGCAGGUGGAGAGAGCUGAGACAGGCUCCAACACCGACCCCUUAGAGGAGAAUGAUGGCAAUGUUCGGCCGGGACUCAACGGAACCAGCAAUGGGAAUUCUUGUGGAGCGACUCCCUCUUUGGGAACUACGGUUUCUACCACCGCAAGCAGCCCCAAAAUAGCUCUGAGGGGCAUUGCCCAGCGAACUUUCAGCAGAGCUUUGACUACCAAGAAAGGCUCAGUCAAAGGACCUGAAAAAGAUAAGGAGAAGGGGAAGGAGAAAGGGAAGGAGGUAGCGAAGCGCACCUCCGUCCCUGAUAAAACAGAGCUGAGGGGAGAUGAGCACAAGGAAGAAGUAGUACCUGUUGCUCUGGAUGCUGACACAAAUAAAAGAACCUCUAAAAUUGCCAGUUUCAUUCCCAAGGGAGGUAAAUUGGCCAAAAAAGAGAGUUCCACCCCUGCACAAAGCGGAAUACCAAAGCCAGGAGGCAAACCCACAGGAGCUGGUGGUAAAGCUUCUUCAGUGAAGGAAGCAGGGGAGAGGCCUCGGAGCAUGCGGUUAGGAGGGGGUCUCGCCAUGCACCGUGGCCCCCUGGACAGAGACAGGGACAGCAGGCACUCCAGCUCUACCUCCAGCCUGGCCUCCACAGAAGGAAAGACCAGCACCGCCCCUGUGGCAGGUGGUGGCACUACGCAGAGCACAGCCAGCAACACGGUCAGUGUGCAGCUACCUCAGACGCAACAGCACCAUAGCCACCCCAACACAGCCACUGUUGCACCUUUCAUGUACAGAUCCCAAACAGACAGCGAGGGAACAGUGACUACUGAGACCGAUUCAGGAGGCAGAGGUGGAGACAUUUCCUUCACCAAGACCAGCCAGACAUCCAUCGAGGACCUUUCAGGUGAAGACCCAGAGACCAGGCGGUUGCGUACUGUCAAAAACAUAGCUGACCUGCGGCAAAACUUAGAGGAGACCAUGUCAAGCCUCCGAGGAACUCAGGUCUCACACAGCACCUUGGAAACCACCUUUGACAGCAGCAUUACCACAGAUAUCAGCGGCGGUGGCGGUACAGGCAGUGGCAGCAGCAAUAGCGGAGGCAGUCGAAGCAUCCUCAGCCUUACAUCUUCCCGCCCCUCACUAUCCUCGUGGCGACUGGGCCAGUCUAGCCCUCGUCUUCAGGCAGGUGAUGCCCCCUCUAUGGGGAAUGGUUACGGUGGCCGUGUGGUUGGUGGCCAGGGAGGACGCUACCUUUACCCCGGGAACCUGCGGCGACAGCUGGCUGGCAGGGGAGGAGCCCUGUGCAGCGUGGACCUGGGAGACAGAGCCGGGGAAGACGUCGACCUUGAUGGAAUCCCAAUGGAAGUCACGGGAUACAUGAGCGAUGGAGAUGUGCUGAGCAAGAAUGCUGUGCGCACUGAUGAUGUGACCAGUGGCUACAUGACUGAUGGAGGUUUGGGAUUGUACACUCGGCGCCUUAACCGCCUUCCCGACAGCAUGGCUGCCGUUCGAGAGACGCUCCAUCGAAAUGCGUCAUCGGGACAGGGAGAUGCUGACAGUUGGGACGACAGCAGCUCUGUGAGCAGUGGCAUCAGCGACAACAUCGACACAGAUGACAUCAACACCAGCUCCUCCAUCUCCUCAUACGCCAACACCCCCGCAGCACAGCGCAAGGGCCUCAGUACACAGCCUGUAACGGAUGCAGAGAAGCACUCAGCCUCAACACCGGCACACCAGACUUGGUCUGGAGACGAGGUCAAGAGGUCAGACGGACGUUCAGACAGCGGGGUUAGGAUGGAAGCAGGUUCCAGGUGGAGUCGUCGGAACCCCUCCGACAUUUCUGAUGAGUCAGACAAGGGUGGCUCAGGAAGAAAGACUCCCUCCAUGUCCCACACUGGCUCUUGGAGGAGAGGCAUGAGCACUCAGGUGGGGGUGACGUCACCCCGGACUAAAAGCACUAGUAGCACAGGCUCCACUGGUUCAGUGAGCCACAAGACCCACAGUUCAGGUAAGACAGAUGAUGUUAAGGUGUCAGAAAAAGGACGUCUCUCUCCUCGUUCCAACGGCCUUCAUCGCUCACCCUCGGAUGCUGGGCGCAGCAGUGGUGAUGAGGCCAAAAAACAGACGAUCCCCACCAGCCGCACACCGACAACACACACACUCACAAACCCAGUCUCCGAGCCUCACACACAGACGCACGCACUGACCUCACGCACCCCAACCAGCACCUUUGGCUUCAAGAAGCAAGGCCAUGGGAUGGUAACAAUGGUUACCACCAGUGGUGCCACCAUCACCAGCGGCUCGGCUACACUGGGGAAGAUGCCUAAAUCUGGGGCGCGCUCACUGUCCGGAGGGUUGAAGGCUGGCGGGCAGGAUGGAGGCACAGUGUUAGGACACCAUGAUGAUGGUUUCCUCCCGAUGAGCGCCCGCUCCACCCUGCAGUACCGAAGCCUGCCGAGACCCAGCCGCUCCGGAGCAGCCGCCCGCAAUGGGAACCGCUCCUCCACCAGCAGCAUUGAAGCCGCUGUGCUUUCUGUCACCUCUCAUGGGAAAAACUCAAUCGGCAUAGCCAAGGCCAACGGCUCAGCAAGCCUGCUGGCCAAUCAGACAGAUCGGGAAAAAGGUGUCUCUGAGAUUGACAACCUCAGGAGUGGGGUCGCGAUGCAGAGCGGAGGAGCAGCAACUGUUCCUCUGACAGGAAGACAGCAGGUUUCUUCACCUACAUUACGCAGAUUAUUUGGUGGAAAGCCCAGUAAACAGGCGCCAGUGACCACAGCUGAAAGCAUGAAGAACUCUACUGUUAUCUCCAACCCCCAUGCUACCAUGAACCACGUGGCUACAGUGCUGGAGUCUCCCGAUGGAGGACUAAGUUGCUUGGACAACGAAACCAGCAGUCACCUGUUUGGAGGCCGGGCACUUGGAUCGGGGACAGGCACGCUGGGCAGUGAGCAGGCCUCCAGCCCUGGCUCUGUGUACUCCUCCACCGGACCCUCCAACAGCCUGACGUGGGGAACCACCCUGAGCAGCUCCUCUGUGCAGAGCAGGGAGAGCACCCUGGGUGGACACGGUGGAACUGGAAGCGUGGGUUUCCCUUCUGUCAGCAGCAUGCACACGAGCAGCGAGUCCAUCGACAUGAGCCUAGGCAGCGCCGGAGGUGGCGGCCACGGGACCCACAGGGAGGACACGCUGUCCGCUCUGGGUCGCACCGGCAGUGUCAAGACCGGCAUGUCUGAAAGUCCCCUCUCCUCCCCCUCUGCUAGCCCUAUAUUCAGCCGAAACACCCUACCUCGGAGGCAGGACAGCGGGCCACACUGUGGUAGAAACACUCUGCCUAAGAAGGGACUCAGGUAUGGUCCCUCACCACAGCUGCGAGGCCACGAGGAGGCCCGUGAUUGGCUGCGCUCCCACUCCACCAGUGGCCUACAGGACUCGGCCAGCAAUUCUCCGUUCUCUCCCGGCUCCAGCCUCACCUCCCCCUCUGGAACACGCUUCAACUUUGGACAACUCGCAUCAAGCCCGACCUCAUCAGCUCAGAUUAACCUUGGUGGUCUGCGCAACAACAGCCUGACCAAUCAGGAUGCCCCUAUCGACCCUUGCUGUGACAACCGUCUGAGAAACUCCUGCAUGUCGCUUGACGAGAAGACACGCACCAUGAGCAGAUCGGGAUCCUUCAGGGAUGGCUUCGAAGAAGUUCACGGAUCAUCUCUGUCUCUGGUCUCCAGCACUUCUUCCAUUUACUCCACGAAUGAGGAAAAGUCUCAGUCGGAGAUUCGCAAGCUUCGGCGGGAGUUGGAUGCCUCCCAGGAAAAAGUUUCAGCCUUGACAACACAACUGAGUGCAAAUGCUCACCUGGUGGCAGCGUUUGAACAGUCUCUGGGCAACAUGACCAUAAGGCUGAAGAGUCUCACCUUGACGGCCGAGCAGAAGGACUCCGAGCUGAAUGAGUUGAGGAAGACCAUCGAGCUUCUGAAAAAGCAGAACGCUGUUGCUCAGGCUGCCAUCAAUGGAGUCAUUAACACACCUGAACUUACACCUAAAGGGGAUCGCACAGCUGGCAGUAAUGGCAGUCCACAGCAGCAGCAGCAGCAACAGAGCCAGCAGCCAGAUCUGCGCAUCAAGAGACAGCACUCCUCCGACAGCGUCAGCAGUGUUGCCAGCGCGACCAGCCACUCGAGUGUGGGCUCCAACAUGGAUGCUGACGCUAAAAACAAAAAGAAGAACAAAAAGAACUGGUUGCGAAGUUCCUUCAAACAAGCAUUCAGCAAGAAGAAAUCUCCGAAGUCGGCCUCCUCUCACUCUGACAUCGAGGAGAUGACGGACUCGUCAUUGCCAUCCUCUCCCAAGCUGCCUCACAAUGGCACCUCGGCCACAGGCCACAUGCUCAGGAACACGCACUCCAACACACUAUUGUCGGAGUGUUUGGACAGCGAGGCUGAGACGGUGAUGCAGCUGCGCAGUGAGCUCAGAGAGAAGGAGAUGAAACUAACUGACAUCCGCCUGGAGGCUCUUAGCUCUGCACAUCAGCUUGAUCAACUCCGCGAGGCCAUGAACCGCAUGCAGGUGGACAUUGAGAAGCUCAAGGCGGAGAAUGACCGUCUGAAGCUGGAGAACCAGGGCAGCAGGACGGGCUCCCAGGCCUCCAUCUCAUCUUCUCCUCCCCCUCAUACACACGGCCACACCCCAGGGCCUGCACCAGGGCUCUCCCAACAUGGCCUCAACCUCACGACCAGUGAGUCCACCAGCCUGGACAUGUUGCUGGAUGACACGGGCGGAGAAGGAGGGAGGAAGGAGGGGCGGCACGUGAGGAUUGUCGUUAGCUUGGAUGAAGACAGCAAGUGGGGAGAGGAGGCUCGACCUCGACAUUUUCUUAUUGGUUGCAUCGGUGUUAGUGGCAAAACUAAGUGGGAUGUCCUGGAUGGAGUAGUCCGACGCCUUUUCAAGGAGUACAUCACCCAUGUGGAUCCAGUGAGCCAGCUAGGCUUGAGCUCAGACAGCGUGCAGGGAUACAACAUUGGAGAAAUCCAUCGACCCAGCAGCCCCAGUGCCGCCAACACGCCUGAGCUGCUGCCGUGCGGCUACCUGGUGGGAGACAACACUAUCAACAUCCAGCUCAAAGGUGCAGGAAGUGAAAACGUGGACUCGCUGGUGUUCGACACGCUCAUCCCAAAGCCGAUGCUGCAGCGCUACGUCUCCCUGCUGAAGGAGCACAGGCGCGUCAUCCUGUCAGGCCCCAGCGGUACAGGAAAGACCUACCUGGCCAAUCAGCUAUCGCGUCACCUGCUGCUGCUGGAGGAGCUGCGUCAGUACUUAUCAGGUUUGGCCGAGCAGUGCAGCAGUGUCUCAGGGGCAGAGAGCCCUCUAGUGGUCAUCUUGGACAACCUCCACCAUGUCAGCUCCCUGGGAGAAAUCUUCAAUGGUCUGUUCAACUGCAACUACCAGCACAGCCCUUACAUUAUCGGCACCAUGAGCCAAGCCACUUCAUCUGCCCCCAACCUGCAGCUUCACCACAACUUCAGGUGGGUGCUGUGUGUCAACCACAUGGAGCCAGUGAAAGGUUUCCUUGGCCGCUACCUGAGAAGGAAGCUGAUCGAGAUGGAGAUCAGCAGCCGAACACGCAACGUAGAGCUGGUGAAGAUUAUCGACUGGGUCCCGCGGGUCUGGCACCACCUCAACCGCUUCCUGGAGACACACAGCUCCUCUGAUGUCACUAUUGGACCCCGUCUCUUCUUGUCAUGUCCCAUGGACGUGGAAGGCUCCAGGGUUUGGUUCACUGAUCUCUGGAAUUACUCCAUCAUUCCCUACAUGCUGGAGGCAGUGCGUGAGGGACUGCAGCUGUAUGGCCGCAGAGCUGCAUGGGAAGACCCAGCUGCCUGGGUGAUUGACACCUACCCGUGGUCAGCAACCCCCCCUCCAGGUGACUGGCCCCCGCUGCUGCAGCUCCGGCCAGAGGAUGUCGGGUUCGAUGGCUACUCAGCCCCGAGAGAAGGAGUCAGAAAAGAGCCGCCACAGAGUGACAGUGACGCAGACCCACUGAUGAACAUGCUGAUGCGUCUGAAGGAGGCAGCGACCUCAUCGAGCCCACAGAGCUACGACAGCGACUCCAACAGCAACAGCCACCAGGAUGACAUCCUGGACUCAUCGCUGGAGUCGACCUUGUGAUGCUAUCUGAAGGCAACACCGGCAUCACUUUAAAAAAAAAAAAAAAAAUUUCUUUUAAAUAAUAAGAACUGUUCUCAGUGUGAGAACUUCCUUUUGAGGGUUGAAUUUCAUGCCACAAAAUCCAGCCACCUUAAUUUGGGUGCAGGUAACCCAAAUACUUUAAAAAAGGAAAGAAAAAAAAGUGAAAUUGCAUUUCAGUAAACGGGCAACAGAAGUUUCUACUGCACUGCGCUGUUUGUCCUGUUUUUUGUGUUUUUUCCCUUCACCACUGUGGCCCGUGGCUCCUCUCUCUGGAGCCUGACAUGUAUUCCAGACAGACAGAAGAAAAGCACGCAGCCUGUUGCUGUUGGCGAGGCUUCAUCAUUACCAUCAUCACCAGCCAUCAGUGUACUUAAAACACCAGCCAGGAGUCCUCCAUCCUCCACAAGGCUGCAGCAUCGGUCCAAGGACAUCAGGCUAAGACACUACGGGUCCUGCCAAGCUGUAGUGUGCCAGAGCUGCCUGCAGAUGGUGAUACAGGCCCUCAGUUCUGGAGCGUGAGUGAACCCUGUACUUCAGCCUUCUGAAAACAUAUAUGCUGCUGUGGGUUGAAUGGAUGGAGGAACAGCCAGCCACUUUCUUGCUCCUCCUCCUCUUCCAUUGCUGAAGUUGCCUGUGUGAUCACUGGAGGAUGAAUCGAGCCAAAGUGAAUGUUCAGUCUCAUAGCAUGCCUGAUCUCACUCCAACAGACUUCUCAGAGAGUUCAUUAGUUGUCCAUCCCAAACUAGCAAAGACAAAAAAAAGAGUCCAUCGAAGGACACGUGUCCAUUAAAACCAACUAAGCGAUGAGUUCCUACCUGCCAUAGCCGAGCGUGUUUGUGGACAUGAAGGAUGGGAACUGAUGGCUUUCUAUAUGGUACCAGAGAAGUAAGCAAAUACUGUAGCAAAGCUUUGUCUACACCGUGUUUUAAGAAAGAACCUUAUGAAGGCAAGCUUAGUUAGUUGAAUCAAAAGUUCUUAUCACAAAACCUACUUACACUUUGUUUUGGUAUUUUAUUAUAUUGCACUUUUUCUUUAAGGUCCACAGAGGUUAUAAUAUGGCAUUAUAGCUGAGAAAUUAUUAUUCCAGUAAAUCUAGAAGGAUAACAUGUAGGUUUUACUGGCUAAAGAGACAAAUAUAAAUACUUACUUCCUGAGAAAAGCUUUUUGUUUCUUUUUUUUAAAUCCACAGCAUCUGUAAAGUAACUUUUAAAAAACUGCACAGAUGAAAAUCUCUUUUACAGAAUCCCUUUAAAGUUCUCACAAAAAGAUUUUUAAAUGGAAAGGGCACUUAAUGGGAAGUUAUCAUCCACCACAGCUAGAUUUGUCCUUUUUGAGGCAUUCUUCUCCUCUAGCUGUGUUACAACUUCACCGUGCAAGUCUGUGAGCUCAUGCUUCAACCCCCUUAGUAAACAUUUGAGAUCUCCAUGCACAUUAGCCCCAAGCAGGCGGUUGUAGCACAGAACCCUUUUGGUGCUGGACUGAAUUCUAACAAACAAUGCCUUACUAUUUUCUACGUGCAUUAGCGGAUUCUUUAUUCCUCUAAAUGGCUGUAAACUUGACAGGGCUCUGAGUCGACUCUCACCUCGAGCGACUGCGGUUGUCGAGGAGUGAUGCUGACCUCUCAUCAUAUUAUUCACCAAUGCCGCAUGAUUGAAUACACAUGAAAGAGAAGUAGUGCUUUUGUAUGCAUGUGUGAACUGAGAAGAUGGUGUAAAUAUUUGGACCACUAUCAAGAAAAAGCUUCGGAUGUGUUGUGGUGCUCAAUACCCGAACUUAACUUAUUGGUGGUUGAUUGGGUGAGGGGAACUUUAAGAAAAAGUCUUUAAUUUUUUUUUAUACCUCAUCCACAUCAUUGAACUGUGCUUCUGCCACACUUAUUGUCUGUUUUUAUGUGAUUUGUGAUGAACAAAACUGUCAUAACUACAUAUUGAGCUAAUUAUGGAAAACUAGUGCAUAUGCUGCUUUGUUUAUAUUAAUAUAAUUAAUCAGAGGUGAGAUAAAAGUACUUGUGGUUGAAUGAUAAUGAAAAGUGGUUUGCCAUUAUUUCAGUAGCUUAAAGAAUUACGAAUAUCAUACUUUUGUUUUAAGCCUCCCAGCCUGCCUUCUGGGAGGGGUGCUUAAAGCUGGGGUCAUGGAGUCCAGCGCGACUUUCCAUGUUUUUCUCACCUAUCCUAUGCAACAUUCAUUCUGAUCUCCAAAUGGAAGCCAAAAGCCGCAUGCGUGUUUGUUUUCAGCACUGCCUCGAGAUGUACAGCUUGGAACCAGAUAUGUGAAGACUUUACAGAUUUGUGGCCAACGUUCUUUGUCCAUUAAGUGUGUCUGUGUAUUUCAUAAGGCCUCUCCUGCUACUGUCCUCGUAAGCACAAAGAGACUUAAUUCUGUUUGCGUGUGUAAACCCACUCUGAGAGGUGUGGAUGUCUAUCAAGCGUUUGACUCGUCUGUUGAUUUAUUACUCACAAACUCAAUGAAUGUUUAGCCUUCUUAGCAAUGUACUUUUUUUUUUUACAUGUAACAUAAUUUUGUAAAUAGUUGAUUAUUGUGCAGCAUUUUGAUGACCUUUUUCUAGACAAUUUGUUACAGUACUUGAAAAGGAGUAUUUUGUGUACAGUCUCUUUACAUCAGAGCAGAUUGGUGCAGUUUCUCAUCACUGGUUUGUCCAGGGCUCAGAGAAUUAAAUUUGAUAUCACUGUACUAGUCUUAAGUUAU
This is a messenger RNA of Pundamilia nyererei, 10759 nucleotides long. RefSeq names its product neuron navigator 2a (gene nav2a). The record is from RefSeq and is a predicted model, not a curated record. Gene Ontology annotation, biological process: neurogenesis; nervous system development. The coding region runs from base 554 to 8032 and encodes 2492 amino acids. Gene Ontology annotation, molecular function: ATP hydrolysis activity; protein binding. The transcript is spliced from 40 exons. NCBI's taxonomy places the organism in Eukaryota, Metazoa, Chordata, Actinopteri, Cichliformes, Cichlidae.